Alternaria metachromatica is the source of this 2625-nucleotide messenger RNA. RefSeq lists its product as uncharacterized. NCBI's taxonomy places the organism in Eukaryota, Fungi, Ascomycota, Dothideomycetes, Pleosporales, Pleosporaceae. Gene Ontology annotation, biological process: mitotic spindle assembly checkpoint signaling; meiotic sister chromatid cohesion, centromeric; protein phosphorylation. Gene Ontology annotation, molecular function: ATP binding; protein kinase activity. Bases 1 to 2625 code for a protein of 874 amino acids. The transcript is spliced from 3 exons. The record is from RefSeq and is a predicted model, not a curated record.
AUGACGAGAAUGUCAGCCCCCAUCCAUUGCGUGAACAUCAGCAAGCAGGGAUGGAUGGACCACGAUUGGGAUGCUAUCCGCCGCAAGGAACAGAAGCAGGCAAGGAAAGCAGCCGAGGAGGCAGAAGCUGCUGCAAGACCAAAGCCAAAGGCCGCGCCUCUGGCGCCCAAACAGGAUUACGAACAGCCUCCUAAACCCAAGACCGUGCCACUGAAAGGUAGCGUUGACGAUGAUAUGAACAACGACGAAAAUGCGCCGCCUUCGCAGGCUGAUGUAGACAAGGCACGGGCUGCUAAGAAGGCGAGACGAGAGGAGCGUGCCAACAGGACUAGGAAAAUCAAGGUCAUGGAGGUGAAGGAAGUUCGCGGCGAGACUCAGACAAUCCAAGCCAACCUAGAUUCUCCAGCGAAGCCCAAAAUCCGGCGAAAGAAGACAGGCCCGGAGACCACAAUGACCCUCCACACCAAAGAAGCAAUGGAAGAGAUCUACGACAUAUUCAACGAACCACUCAAGAACGCCGACGAGAACACUUCCGAGAAUCAGAGUGGUGAUGAAAGCAGCGGUGACGAUGAGGACGACUACACGAGUGGUGCCGAAAGUACGGCAACCGGUCGCAUAUCGGGCGCUACGAGCGAGUUUGGGGAUGAGACAACAGCUGGCGAUUUCACACUCGGCACCAGGGUACUGGAUGUUGACGCUGAGGAUGAAAGCGAUUCCGACGCUUCAGAUACCAAGAGUGCUUCUGCGUGGUCUGACUUUACUGAGAGCAAGCACGUGCCCAAGGAUGGUCAAGAGGAUGAAUCAGAUGAUGAGUCUGAGCAAUCCGAUCAGUCUCAGAACGAUUCUUUUAACGAGGUAACACGCGCAGAUGUCGAAGUGGAACAGCAGCAAGAUUCUGACGUCGUCACUCCGACCUCGCCCUCCGCGCCCACAUCGCUACCUACCCGCUUCGUUCCAGUUCCACCAGAAGACUACGUUCCAGCUAUGCAGCCCUACCGAGACCCAGCCCAGGCUGCUAACAACCGCCUGCCGUUCAUGACGCCCAUCGUCGAGAAGACGGAAUCAUCCCUAGGCAUCGCUACUGCUUAUGCGAACAAGGACUACUUUACUCCUGCGACCAAGACACCAUCGCGAUCGAAAGGUACCACCGAUAUUCUUGAAGACGACGAUGACGAUGAUGAUACUUGCGGUAGCGCCUUUUCAGAUAUUUUGAGUCAGGUUAUUGAUGGCUCAGGGAAAGUUGCGAAGCUCGCCCUGACAGAAUCGAAACCAGUACCUAAAGAGUCCAUGGCCGAACCACAACGGAAGCCGUUGGCUGCGAAAGAGGUUGCGCCAAAACUAGUAAAGCCGAAUGGUCCAAUUAUUCAGGAUGCACAGUGCAAUCCCGUCGACGAGAACAUCCGCAAGGUCAUCCUACAAGAAAUCCAACCACCGCUUGAUAGCUACGAUGGCUACUACGCAGACACCGAGGAGAGCUACGGAAAAGGAGCCGAUAUCCGCAAGUACACUAAGGCUCUGAAAUCUGGCAAGGGCGCGAACGAUAAGACGGCCAACCUUGCAGUCUGCCCGACCUUGAAGUUUCCCACAACUCAACGGACAUACGCUGUCAAACGCGAGCUUGGGAAAGGUGCUUUCGCUCCAGUGUACCUGGUUGAAAGUCGAGACCCCGACGAGGACGACGAUGAGAACAAACCUUCCCAGAUGGGCAAGGGCGAGUUCGGUUUGAAGCGCAAGAAUCUGGAAGCUAUCAAGAUGGAAGAUCCACCAACUCCAUGGGAAUUUUACAUCAUGCGGCAAGCCAAGCGACGGCUAGGCGUAUCCAGGGCGGCGGAUUCUAUUGUUCACGCGUACGAGAUGCACGUCUUCAAAGAUGAAUGCUAUCUCGUCGAAGAAUUUAGAGAUCAAGGAACGCUGCUCGACCUUGUAAACCUUUCUCGCGGAGAUAACGGCGUCAUGGACGAACAGUUGGCCAUGUUCUUUACUGUCGAGUUGUUCCGCACAGUCGAGGCGCUUCACUCCAAGGGAGUCAUCCACGGCGAUCUGAAAAGCGACAACAUUCUUGUCCGGUUCGACACGUUACAAAAGGACGAGCACUGGGAUUCGGAGUACAAGCGUGAUGGGCGCGAUGGCUGGUCUGCGAAGGGUGUCUCACUCAUCGACUUUGGUCGCGGUAUCGACAUGAAGGCGUUCAAGCCAGAUGUGCAGUUCAUCGCCGACUGGCCUACCACUGAAGCCGACUGCGCCGAGAUGCGGGAACUCCGCCCGUGGACAUACCAGAUCGACUACCACGGUCUCGCUGGAAUUGUUCACAACCUCUUAUUCGGAAAAUACAUCUCUACGAUCGCUGAGCGUGGCGCGACACUUGGUGCCGGAGCGACGAAGACGUACAAGAUCAAGGAGAGUUUGAAGAGAUAUUGGCAGACCGACAUCUGGCAUGCCUGUCUUGAUUUACUAUUGAACCCACUCAUGCACCUUGAGGGUGAAGAGGGGAACAAAUUGCCGGUACUGAAGGGUAUGAAAGAGGUGAGGGAGAAGAUGGAAGAGUAUCUUGAGAACAACUGUGAGAAGGGCGUUGGAUUGAAGACUCUUAUCAGGCGCAUGGAGGAUGCAGUGAAGAAGAGGUGA